Molecule: messenger RNA, 1706 nt
Organism: Melanotaenia boesemani (Boeseman's rainbowfish)
Lineage: Eukaryota; Metazoa; Chordata; Actinopteri; Atheriniformes; Melanotaeniidae
Gene: nkx2-1
Product: NK2 homeobox 1
Exons: 2
Coding region: 83-1123 (346 amino acids)
Biological process (GO): regulation of transcription by RNA polymerase II; cell differentiation
Cellular component (GO): nucleus
Molecular function (GO): RNA polymerase II cis-regulatory region sequence-specific DNA binding; DNA-binding transcription factor activity, RNA polymerase II-specific
Source: RefSeq, a predicted model, not a curated record
AAAAAAAAAGAAGAAGAAGAAGGGGGAGAGAGAAGGAGAGAUUGCCUUGCCUUCUAAUUUCUCCCUCUCCAGCCACAGAACAAUGUCGAUGAGCCCUAAGCAUACGACUCCUUUUUCUGUUUCCGAUAUCUUGAGUCCCCUUGAGGAGAGCUAUAAGAAAGUAAGUAUGGAGAAUAACAACUUGGGGGCACCUCUCACUUCUUACCGGCAGCCGCAGGUCUCUCAGGCGGCGAUGCAGCAGCACCACAUGGGCCAUAAUGGGACUGUGUCUGCGGCUUACCACAUGACUGCGGCAGGUGUUUCUCAGCUGUCACACACUGCUAUGGGAGGCUACUGUAACGGCAACCUGGGCAACAUGGGCGACCUGCCUUCUUACCAGGACGGCAUGAGGGGCAGUGCCACGGCCACCGGCUGGUACGGAGCCAAUCCAGACCCGCGUUUCUCCACCAUUUCACGCUUCAUGGGCUCGUCGUCGGGUAUGAAUAUGGGCAGCAUGGGCAGCCUCAGCUCCCUGGACGUGAGUAAGGGCAUGGGAUCCCUGUCGAGCACCCCGAGAAGGAAACGGCGAGUGCUUUUCUCCCAGGCGCAAGUCUAUGAGCUGGAGCGACGCUUCAAGCAGCAGAAAUAUCUAUCGGCACCGGAAAGAGAGCACCUGGCCAGUAUGAUACACCUCACUCCGACCCAGGUGAAAAUCUGGUUCCAGAAUCACCGGUAUAAGAUGAAGCGGCAGGCUAAAGACAAGGUCUCGCAGCAGCAGCUGCAGCAGGACAGCGGUUCCUGUCAGCAGCAGCAGCAACAGUCCCCGCGGAGGGUGGCUGUGCCGGUGCUGGUAAAAGACGGCAAGCCGUGCCAAGGCAGUGGUCACACGCCCACGUCCUCCGUGCAGACGCAACAUCAGCAAGGGGGCAAUGUCAUGAUCAUGUCCAACAACACGUCCGGCCUCGCGCAGCAUCAGAGCCAGCAGGUGGGAAGCACGGGUCACUCUCCAGACUUGGCACCGCACUCCUCCAGUCCACCCUCUCUGCAGAGCCAAGUGGCCGGCCUUUCACACCUCAACUCCCCCGGCGCAGAGUAUGGCUCGGCCUUGCAGUGUUCAGCCCUGUUGUACGGCAGGACGUGGUGACAUGAGGCGCAACCUAUCCUUUAAAUCUCAUUCUAUUUAAGGUCAAAUCACUUUUUCCUCUGUCAAGACUUGACAAUUUUAUUUGUAAAUGUGCGCAUUUGAACAAAAGAGCAACUGAAAUGGGUGCGACCUCUUCUUGAAAUUUCGCCCUUUGAAAGGAAACUUGACUUGUGUGGAAGAAAUACUUUUUUUUUCCAAUAAUUGCGGAUGUGACAUUCUUGGGAUUUAUUUAUGUAAUUGUAUUAAGACUAACAGAAGAUUCAGUAGUCAAAUAGUUGGGGGAAACUGAACCUGUUCAUGAACAUAGACACAUAUACAGUACUGGACUGCUGUAUAAUGACUGCUGGGAAACUCCCCACCGAUGAUGACUCUGAUUUAUAAUAGAAAUUCAUGUAAGCCGUAGACCUAGCUUGUAUAUUUCUGUAAAAGGUUUGAAUUUUAGCUAUUUGUUGUACAAAAAUUUUGACGCCAUUGCCGGUUUGUUGUCGUUUUAUUGGUAUUUGUAUGUUUUAUUUCUUUGUAACUUAUAUAGAUAUUUCACUUACUACAAAAACAGUCAUUAUAAUAAAUUAUGGAAACAAGA